This is a messenger RNA of Hibiscus syriacus, 1054 nucleotides long. Its product is annotated as transformation/transcription domain-associated protein-like. Gene Ontology annotation, biological process: DNA repair; regulation of DNA-templated transcription. Gene Ontology annotation, molecular function: transcription coregulator activity. The transcript is spliced from 4 exons. Gene Ontology annotation, cellular component: SAGA complex; NuA4 histone acetyltransferase complex; nucleus. Bases 23 to 1054 code for a protein of 343 amino acids. NCBI's taxonomy places the organism in Eukaryota, Viridiplantae, Streptophyta, Magnoliopsida, Malvales, Malvaceae. The record is from RefSeq and is a predicted model, not a curated record.
CGAGGGUAUUUUGGCUGCAACAAUGAGUCCUAUUCAGAAUUUCGAACAACACUCUCGCCUCCUCGUCGAACUUGACCUCCCAAUUCAGACGAGGUUACAAAUGGCAAUGGAGGUUAGAGACAGUCUCGAGAUAGCUCACACCGCUGAGUACUUAAAUUUCCUCAAAUGCUAUUUCCGAGCCUUCUCAAUCAUCCUUUUACAGAUUACAAAGCCCCAAUUCACCGACAAUACCGAGCACAAAUUGCGAAAUAUUGUGGUGGAAAUUCUCAAUAGACUUCCUCACAGUGAAGUUCUUCGACCUUUUGUUCAGGACCUCUUAAAAGUAGCUAUGCAAGUGCUUACUGCUGAUAAUGAAGAAAAUGGCUUCAUUUGUAUUCGUAUUAUCUUUGACCUCCUCAGGAAUUUUAGGCCCACAUUAGAAAAUGAGGUUCAGCCGUUUUUAGAUUUUGUUUGCAAGAUUUACCAGAAUUUUAGGUUGACAGUUAGCCAUUUCUUCGAUAAUGCGGCUGUGGGAAUGGAAGUAGAUAUGAAGCCUAUGGAUACUUCUUCAGUUCCAGAUCAAGGGAUCACUUCAAGUGGAUAUGCAGAGAAUGUGCUGUUGAAUCCCAGUACGCGGUCGUUCAAGAUUGUUACAGAGAGUCCACUCGUACUUCUGUUUCUAUUUCAAUUGUAUAGUCGUCUUGUACAAACUAAUAUUCCUCAUUUGUUACCUUUGAUGGUUGCUGCAAUAUCUGUUCAGGGACCUGAACAGGUUCCUCCCCAUUUGAAGACUCAAUUCAUUGAGUUGAAAGGGGCACAAGUUAAGACAGUUUCCUUUUUAACAUACCUCCCGAAGAGCUUUGCUGAUUAUAUCAGGCCACAUGAAGAAAACAUAUGUAAAAGCAUUGUGAAUUUACUUGUUACAUGUUCGGACUCUAUAUCAAUUAGGAAGGAAUUGUUGGUAGCAUUAAAACAUGUUUUGAGUACAGAUUUCAAGAGGGGUUUGUUUCCUUUGAUUGACACACUAUUGGAAGAGAGGUAUUUGCUAUAUGUUUACUUCAAGAUGAAUUAUUAA